Funneliformis caledonium is the source of this 132-nucleotide messenger RNA. The record is from the annotation of a GenBank genome assembly. Lineage: Eukaryota; Fungi; Glomeromycota; Glomeromycetes; Glomerales; Glomeraceae.
AUGAAUAUUAUUGAGAGAUCUAAUAGAACGUUUCAAGAACGAUUCUAUAGUAUUCUUGAUACAUAUAACUUAUUGGAUACCUUUUCUGAUAUAAUAGAGUUAGAAGACCUACCAGGCGUUGUUGAUUCAAUA